Messenger RNA from Thrips palmi, 2919 nucleotides. It is a transcript of the gene Nt5b, whose product is annotated as cytosolic purine 5'-nucleotidase. Lineage: Eukaryota; Metazoa; Arthropoda; Insecta; Thysanoptera; Thripidae. The record is from RefSeq and is a predicted model, not a curated record. The coding region runs from base 136 to 1989 and encodes 617 amino acids. Gene Ontology annotation, molecular function: 5'-nucleotidase activity. The transcript has 12 exons.
GGAGCCCAAAACGCGUCCGACUGACAUCACGGACCUCUGACGGAAGGACGGAUCCCGGACGCGCUGUCUGACGUGGACGUGUCUGGCGGGCGGGCUGCGGUGGCGCUCAGUGAGGGUGGCUUGCAGGUCGAAGCCAUGGACCGACGGCGCAAGAAGAGCGCAGAGGUGCGCAUCGUGGCCCCCGAGGACGUGUCCGUGUCCGGGGCCGUGCGCAGGACCUCCUUGACCAGCGGGCGCAGGACCCCCGAGCACCGCCUCGGCGCCGGCCUCGCCUCCGACCUCGGCCAGCUGAGCCUCACGCGCAACGACCGCUCCGAGAUCGACCUGGACGGCUUCAUGACCGGCAUGGAGAGCUCGGCCUGGGUGGACGAGCGCGAGCUGGGCCAUAGGAUUUUCGUGAACCGGUCGCUCCAUCUGGAGAACAUCAAGUUCUAUGGCUUCGACAUGGACUACACGCUCGCAGAGUACAAGUCCCCGCAGUACGAGCGCCUCGGCUUCAACCUCAUCAAGAAGCGCAUGGUGGCCAUGGGCUACCCGCAGGAGAUCCUGGAGUUCGAGUACGAUCCCUCAUUCCCCGUCAGAGGCCUGUGGUUCGACUCGCAGUACGGAAACCUUCUGAAAGUGGAUGCAUAUGGAAAUAUUCUAGUCUGUGUGCAUGGUUUUGAAUUUCUUAAGUUCUCACAGGUUUAUGAAUUGUACCCUAACAAAUUCUUGCAAUUAGAUGAGUCUCGAGUUUAUGUAUUAAACACUUUGUUUAAUCUACCAGAGACUUACUUACUGGCCUGUUUAAUUGAUUUCUUCACUAAUUCACCACAGUAUACAAGAGACAAGACUGGAGUCAAGGGAGGUGAUCUCUUUAUGUCUUUUAAGUCAAUCUUCCAAGAUGUGCGAAGUGCUGUAGAUUGGGUUCACAUUCAUGGUGAUCUGAAAUCAAGCACAAUUCAAAACUUAGAGGAAUAUGUGAAGAAGGAUGAACGCCUACCUAUGUUCCUGGCACGAAUCCGUGAGAGUGGAGCUAAAGUUUUUCUUCUCACAAACAGUGAUUACAAUUUUACUGAUAAUAUCAUGACAUAUCUGUUUGAUUUCCCCCAUGGAGCAAGACCAGAAGACCCACACCGUGACUGGAAAACCUACUUUGAUGUAAUUGUGGUUGAUGCAAGGAAACCACUAUUUUUCGGAGAGGGGUCUAUCAUGCGUCAGGUUGACACAUCAACUGGAGCCCUCAGGGUUGGCACUCAUAUAGGUCCUUUGCAGACAGAGCAUGUUUAUUCUGGAGGCUCAUGUGAUGUUUUUACUAAACUAAUCGGAGCCAAAGGUAAAGAUGUCCUCUACAUUGGAGAUCAUAUAUUUGGUGAUAUUCUGAAAUCAAAGAAGAUCAGAGGCUGGCGCACAUUCCUUAUUGUCCCUGAAUUAGUCCAAGAGCUUCAUGUCUGGACUGAUAAAUGCCAACUCUUUGCUGACCUCCAGAAUUUGGAUGUCACUCUGGGAGAAAUGUAUAAAAAUUUGGACAGCAGCACAAAAGAGAAACCAGAUAUUUCCAAACUAAGGAAUGCCAUUCGUGAUGUAACCCACAAAAUGGACCUUGCCUAUGGUAUGAUGGGCAGUUUAUUCCGCUCUGGAUCCAGACAAACAUUUUUCUCUAGCCAAGUUGUGCGCUAUGCUGACCUGUAUGCAGCAACAUUUUUGAAUCUGAUCUAUUAUCCUUUCUCAUACAUGUUCCGUGCACCUGCAAUGCUGAUGCCCCAUGAGUCCACUGUGGCCCAUGAGCAGCGAUUUGUGAUGGAAAGCCCAAUGAUUUCCCGAUCAAGGACAUUUUCUAUUAUUGAAAAUGAAGAGACUGACAAUCAUCGUCCAAAGCUGGAAAAGAUGCACAGCAUGGUGCCACAUGCUCGUCCUGAAACACCACGUUGUGUGACACACAACCACGAUGAGGACUAUUCUGAUGAAGAAAGUGAUAGCAUCAAAUCCAACGAAGAGAAGACAGCAUAAUUUUGUUAUUGUGUCAAGUAUACUGUGGAGAGGCUUCUCCUACAUUUUUUAUGAGAUUUCUAAGAUGAUUUGAUCCAACAUCAAUGUGAUACUAAGUUAUAUCUUGAAAUUUACCACGGUUAAUGUUGUUUCCAACCAGUAUAAAUUUGCUGCAUUUAAUCAUGAUGGAUAUCUAUCACUGUUGACUCCUGUCUGUUUUUGACUCUCUCAUGUUUCUUCAUUUAACUUAUUCUAUGAAAUUUAAAGUUUCGUAUUUCUUGAUUUUGUUUCUUUUUGAGGCAAGAAGCUGUUAAUGUUAUCCGCUAAAGAGACACUUCAAUGCAUUUAAAUCAGAUUCUUUUUUUGACACUUGUUUUCCAUAUUUAAGAAGGGCCUCUCUGAAGAUGAUGACUUAACAUGCAGAAGAAAAAAAAAGUUUGAACCUGUCUUAAUACUUUGGUCUGAAAUGUUGGGUGAUAGAGAAUGUGGUUUGCAUGGCAGUUGACUUUAUAUUAUAAGAAUCUAUUGGCAGCAUUGCCAAGAGGCUUUAGAAAAUCAGAUGUUUCUCAAAAUUUACCAAAUGGUCGCUGGUAGAUAUUUUUCUAGUGCCAUGUAUGUACAAUCAUAGUGAAAUGUUGUUUAAGAAUUUUAGCUAGGAAAAAUAACACCACCUAAUGUUUGAAAAUCUCAUCUCUGACACUCAAAUUUCAUUAGUCUUGCAUUUUUUCAUGUCAGUUUUCUUCCCCUCGUUGUUAUUGUUCUGAGGGCUGCAGAUAUGUGUAUCAAUACACUGCCAGUAAUUAAUGAUGCAAGUUAUUUCCCUGAGAAAAUAGUUUUUGUUGAACUUUAGGUUUAAGAGUAAGGAAGCUAUAUUAAUUGAUAUUUUAAAUGUUGUAAUAGGCUAUCAAAACAGUUUUGUAACAUUAUGUACAGCUUUUUAAAAAUAAAUGU